GUUAAAUAUCCAAUUCGAAGCUGUUUAAAGUUCAUUUUGCAUGCUACCCGUGCAGUGUUUUAAAAUUAAAUUUAGAUUUUCUUUAAUUUUUUUUAAUUAACAGGAUACCAGAUAUAGUUCUUUUAUUAGUUUUACUACUUCAUGUUCUUGCAUGAUCUACGUCAACAAACGGCGAAACAGAAAGUUGGCCCUUUUCCUCUUCCAGUUCCCUGCUCUCAGUUCAGAGAAAGCAGUUGCCGGCGGGUAUGCGUUCCGAGGUGUUGCAAGACUUAUUCAAGCAUGAUCUUGGAUAUUCUCUCUUCGUGGGAUUGAAAUGGAAAAGCAUUCACCAAGUUAUAUUCAAACAAACCACAGCUCUGAAGACAGGGAUGGGGAAAAUUACAGAUAUUUUAGUAUCAAAUUUGUGAAAGAGAUUGAGUAUGAUGAUUCCUCAUCAUCACAAGAAGACCUGGAUCAUGAAUGCAGGGAGAAGGUUAGGAGAGACUGGAGCCUUAAAGAUGGUUCAGAUGUGAAGGAUCAACAAUCAAAGAAAAAUGAAGAAGAACUUGAAGUGAAACAGUUGGCGGCUAUACCAGACACAGGAGUAACCAAUCUUAUUGAAGCAUGGAGACAACAGACCAGUCAUUUUCAGACAAUGGUUGAAAAGAAUGAUGAGCUGCUGGAGAUGAAUCUUCACCUAAUGCAGGAAAUGUCCACAAUAAAGACCAGUAAUGUUCACCUACAGGAAGAACUUGCUGAUGUGAGGCAGUAUGUUGAAAAUAUGAAGAGAGAUCUGAAGCAAAUGGUCCCUACUUCUACACAUUUGUCUAAAAAAUAUCAGGAUUUGGCUGUAUCGACAUCUGACCAUGCCACUUGUAGUACUGCAAGUACAUCUUCAUAUGAAACCACAAGUACCUCAACACCAACAACUCCAUGGUUCACAGUUAAAGAUCCUAAAGAUGAUGAUAAUUUACAAAAGAACAGUGAUAUUAUCUGUGAAACACCCAAGACCUCAACUUCUGGUACUUGCACAGAGACUGACAAGGAAAGAAGUUGUACUGCUAUUUCUGUACAGAAGACUGAAAAACAAAACUACCUCAACUCUGAGAGUUCCCAUUCAAUCCUUAUGAGAAAAUUUUCAAACGAUCAAAGUAGUUCUAGGACUUCCUUUGUUUCCGCUGUUAACUUUGAUAAUGUAAUAUUAAAUGCACAUGCGGAAAGCAACCUUCCUUCUGGGGAAAACACAGCUGUAAAUGGAGGUCAAACUAAUCCAGAUUAUAGGCUCACAAGGAAUCAGUUCUCAAAUGAUCACAGUAAUCGCACAGAAGAUUUCACAAAUGCUUUUUGGCCCAUUGGUGACCAAGAUGAAACACCAACUGCAGAAAUUGAGGAUGUUCUUAUCAGAAGUUCAUCUUCAUCAAAGUCAUCUUCACUGCUGCAGUCAUCUGGGAGUCAUGAUGGUAGUUUGUCAAAGAGAGAGAGCUGGAACCAAAUAACAGGCAACAGAUCUGUUACUUUCUUGGACAAUGUUACAAGCACGUCGAAGAUGGAAAAUGUGCCUGAGGAGAGAAGUAAGAAUGAGGAUGUUCUUAUCAGAAGUUCAUCUUCAUUAAAGUCAUCUUCACUGCUGCAGUCAUCUGGGAGUCAUGAUGGUAGUUUGUCAAAGAGAGAGAGCUGGAACCAAAUAACAGGCAACAGAUCUGUUACUUUCUUGGACAAUGUUACAAGCACGUCGAAGAUGGAAAAUGUGCCUGAGGAGAGAAGUAAUUCCUUGAUGCAUUCCUUUUCAAGGGGCUUGUUGGAAAGGACAGAAGAUUUGAGUGGUACCAUCCAGAAUAUUACUGCAGCUUCAAUGUCCUCAUCUAAGGAGAUAUGUGUAAAAGACAGCAUAGAAGAAAUUAGUUCUUUAUCUAAGCAAGAAGACAAAUUUCCUUUUCAUGAUGCCUUAAUCUCUAGUGAUGAUGCACACCAUCAGUCUGAAACGCCCUCAGGAGCCUCAGGUUUACUGAAUGAGAGAAAUGAUUACGUUGAUAAAGAGCCUGACGCUUCGGACUACCAGAACAGCAGUCUAAAAGAGAAAAUGCCAGUUUCUUCAAGCCAUGAAAAAGUGCCAUUGGGCCGCUCCGGCUCACCCACCACAGCAGCCGGGCCCUCUGUCUGGAACUCUGACUCGUCAUGUGGACCAUUGCCAUCACCUCCUAGAUACCGCUUCAUGUUUCCAUGCACCGUUAGUAUCCUUCAAGAAAAAGUCAAGCAACUGCGCUUCAAUGAAAAAAGGGCUAAGUCAGCAUCAGGGCAUGAAAAAGACAGUUCACAGAGACAGUCAGCUGGGGCUCAUCCUCAGGAUGGUUACCAAACUUCAAAUUCCGAUCGUCUGAUCACUGCCCGUGAAGAUGGAGAAACGAAUUCUUCCAAUUUAGACAUACGCCAGCGUGAUGACAGUUUGGAUCCCCGUAAUGCUUGGAAGAGACUGGCGAAAACCUACUUAUCAAGUAGGGGUUGUUCGCGGUUUGCAGAUUUGAGUGCCCAACUUUUGUAUGCAUCGAGAAUCAGGAAUUUACAGCUCGCUACUGCAAGCAGACCAGCCACCGCGCCGUAUCAACGCACAGACUCGAACCCGCGUUCCAAUGGUUUAUUAAGAACUGAGCUUUCAAGUCAAGGUUUAGGUACUCCAGACGCAAAGGAAGUAGCUGGCUUUUCUUCUUCUUACAUCUGUAUCUUUGCAUGCCACGCGAGGCUCGUGCGUCUAGACCCGCGUGGCAUUAGAUGUGACAACAAGAUGCUGCACCCGAGCGUAGAGUUUGUGGAGGUUCAGAUACUAAACCUUAAUGAGCCGGGUGUGUACAAAGUCGUGAUGCUGUCCGGCGCGCGCGUAUGUGCCAGCCACUUCAUCAGCAAAAGCAUGAUCCUGCAGUCACUGGGGAGAAGCAGCUUGUCUGCCCAAAAGAGCAGAAGCUUGCAAGAGACGCAGAGAGACGGCAGCGUGCAAGGCAGUGUGACGAGGGAGCUUAACCCCAGCAGCUCGGCCAGCCAGCAGCAGGGGAAACUGGAUGUCAAAGACCGCUACAAGAGCGGCAGCAGAUUUGCUGCAGUGGUGGAAGCUCUUCGUUCCUCUAAAGCCACCACCACCACCACACAGGAAGUUACUCCAGGGGGUUCCAAACUGACGCUAGGCUCGUUGGGACCUGGGUGGAUCUACACGGCGCUGGACAUGUCCUCCAAACCUCUGCACAUGCAAUGCUUCGUGCUAGUGUUCCCCACCCAGAAACUGGCCAUCCAGUUCAAGGCCGUCUUCAACAGGUGCCGCGAGGAAGUGCAGCAAGCUAGCGACAGUAUCUUGGUGGCUUUGAGCACCUAUGGGCGGCGGAAGACGCAGGAAAAUGCAAACUGGUCGUGUAUGCACUCGGACGCCGGAGAAGGUGCUGCUGAGCUGAUGACGUCAUCAGAAAUCUUGAAGGAUUGUCAGAGGGCUGUGUUUCAUGCCGGCGAGAGGCAGAGAAGUCCGAGACAACGAAAAGAACUGAUUCUGGAGCACAGCAACGAUGCUGCUGCACACGUGUAGCUAGUUCAGGGGGUCUCUUUGGCAAUAAUUCCUGUACCAGAAAACCUGCAUCAGUUGGAAAAAACGGCUACAGCACCGCUGGCGUAAUGACCAGUAACAAGACUGCAUUACUGACAGCAGGUCCGAGGUCAUGACCUCGCGAAGGUCGGCGUGUCAAUGUAUCUUCCUGCCUGCCUCUGCUUUGAUAACCAGAUCUGAACCCUGCUGCUCGUGGGUAGAGAAGGCAGGAUCUCACAGGACUAGAGGUGAUUGUUGGGGGCGUUGCCGCACAGAGCCUGGUUAACCCUAGUUUCGAUGCUUGGAGACACAGCAUCGGAGGCGCCGUUGGCACUGAAGACGUCGUGUUCUGUGAAGAAAGUGAUCUUGACAUAGCGACUUAUCGUCGAGAAACUUGGAGGAAAGAUGCAGAACGCUGUCACAAUUCAUCGGAACAUCGUGUGAGCUCGUUGAGAAACUGCAGCUGCAACUGCAUGAAUGCGAACGACGGCGAAGAAGCUACGCCCUUUGCAGACUUGGACAAUGAAAGAAGCUCGCAAAGCUUUACAACGGCAGUAAGAGUCCCGCCCAUUACGGGAGACAGCGUGGAGCUGCAUGAUACCAUGGAUACCAUGCGAUGUUCGAGUUACGAGGAGAAUGCACUCAAGAUCCCUGGAAGUACGUCUGCUGAGAGUACGGCAGCACACACCGGCACAGCGCACAAAGCGAGCUCAGGGAACUCACCCAGGUGGAAAGAUCAAGAAGAGACGCUGGCUUUCAGAGCCUACAUCUCAAAGAAGAGGAGAAGGGUAGACAAGCGUCGUGCACGGAAGCUGUGUGGCAGUCAUGUGCGCCAAUCAGAGCCAUCGGACUUGGCCCAGAGACGACAGUCGAGACGGAUUGUCUGGCCAAGUCGAGGGCUAAAGAAGGCCGGUUGAAAGGUGGCCGUCAAAGCCAUGGAACCGCCACCGAUGCUUUCUUUGCGUCCGGCAGGCUAAAUACAACUGCUAGAUCAGAUGUUGAUUUCCUUAGCUCAGAACUGCAGAUGGACACCCCACUAUGGAGGUCUCUCGGUUACCUUGGCGCGGAGGCGAAAGACGGCGGCCCGGUGACCUCAGACUUGAACUGGCAAGGUCAGGUAGACGGCGUGACGGACAUGACAGAAGUUUUCGUGGAGUACACGUGCUCCUACUGCCAGGACGAGGACUCGCUUUCGAUCGCUUCUGACGACAAUUUCCUCUCGUUGGAAGAGGACGACGAAGAGAAUGGGGCAGACGAGAAGAACGCAGCAAAUGAUCCCAACGAUCAGGGAGAAGCUGGCAGGAACACCUUGCCGAACGAUCCGCAACCAACAGGUUCUCACCAAUCGACAUUAAAGGCAACAUCGCAGUCAACCUGCCAGCCGCUGUAGCUGUCCAGACGAACACCGAGACCUUGGAGAGAAGUUGGGGCUUAGCUGGGGAAGUCAUCAGAGGAGAACAGAAGGAAGGAACACACGAGAAGCCGUCACUUGGGGAUUCCGAGAAGCUAAUGGCACAGCCGCAAGAUGUUCCGGUCGCCGGCCGUGCCCUUGCCUGCCGCUCGACCACGUGCAGCCAGAUUUCCUUGCGGAGCGGCCCUGCAGAAGAGAAACAGCGAGCGCGCAGUCCUGCUGUUAGAUAUGGUGGCCAUCCAGACUUCCGCCACCAUCAGGGCCCCUAUGGGGUGAUGAAGAGAGACGAGGCGCGCUCACACAACGGCGACGGAGUGGGCGCGCAGGUGCAGUGGACAUGGCUAACGGGCAACGAACCACAGGCGCGGCGUCCCUUAUCCAGACAGGACGACCAGGCUGGUGAGCACCUGCGCCGCCUAGCUGAGAGGAGCAUCAUCGGUCAGGGAGCCAGGGAGAUUCGCGUGAGUCCAGGGGACGCCUCCUGCAACAUCCUUCAGUUAGCGGGAACAGCUGUUCCACCCUCGCCUCCAGCCGCACCCCAGAUUCCACUUUCGCUGAAGAUGAGGCCGUGGUCGUGAGUCGCCGUGAUGCUUACUCCUUUCACACGCCUAGGUCGGGAAAGUACAGGGUGACUGGUGUUUCCGAAAGCCGUCUGUGCAGGAGGGAUUCUCCAGGCAGGAGCACCACCCGCGGGGAUGACGCGUCUCCGCCGACGACUAGUGCGGGUAGGUCGCAGGCAAGAAGAGGAGCGUGGCCGUGUACUGCGCACCCUGGAUGGACGGAUCUCGACGGUGGGGGAGUGGGGUUGUCUACGUCCUGCUGUGUCCGCAUCGUUCGGGAGGGAGACAGAGCUGCUCGCCUCAUCGUCACGCAGCUCAAGGAUGACGUCGUCCUCUGCAAUCGAGUUAUCGACGCCGGGUUGAUCAUCACCCAGCCGCCCAAGAAAUCUCCAGGCAAAGUGGUGCGCCUCGUCAUGUCCGCCUGGCACAAGGGUAAGCGCAUGAAGGUGGCGCUGUGGCUACGCUUCCGGUCCUCCAAGAUGGCCGACCAGUUCAUCGUGGCCUUAAGGGAAGCGCCGAGGAUCAGAUAGCUCCGCAAAGACUGCUGAUUAUUUUUUCUACUUAUUUGUUUGUUUAUUUUUCAAGGCUUGCAAUUCAGAAGAGAGUGCGUAGAAAAAUGCUGAAAGUUUCCCCAUCUCCUUUACAGCUAUGCUGAGCUGUAUGAUCAUGUGUGUGAAUGUACAUUGUAAUGUCUUCUGCUUUACCUAAACGCUGCUAACGAAAAAAGUAAAUAAGCCUGUUGUUACUUGUAAUAUUGGGGCUUGUGUCCCGACAUAGAACAGUGCAUUAUAGAGACAGGAAGCGGUAUGCGUUCUCAUUCUUGGUAGAAGAGAAUGAAUUGACCCCUGGUGGUAGCCUCUUGCCAUUGCAUCUCAUUAUGUGAAGUGGCUCUGGUGGGGGCGAAAAUCCAGCACACACAAGAACACGUGCACUUGCAAAUUACACUAAUGAACCCGUUCGAAUGAGUAGGCUUCUGGGAGAGGGGUAAUUCUCAUGACAAAUGUAGGUGAUCUCUUAGGGUACGCAGCAGAAACAAAAUAUACACAGAAGUUUGAAAAUCUUCCCUUUCAGCAUGUGAUACGCGGGCUGUGUAAUGUCUCCCAUCCGGAGAUGUUAUUAGAGUAGAAAAAGCCACACGAAAAUAUCAAACAUCAGAAGUGUGCAAACCUUUCAUGAUUGUUGAUUUAUUGAGUUUGUGGAACUAUAGUUGUAUAGGUUUCUCGACAGCUUUACACGUUCUUUCUACAUAAUUGAAUUGUUUAGGGUUAGUUGUAAUAUUUUAAUCGGUAACCGGGUAUAUUCCUGGUGGAAUUUAUUAUUUGUUAGGCGAUGCUAGUGCAGAUAAUUGUGUGCGUGUUCUUGGAACUUCGGUAAUUUUUUUUUCUUUUCCUUUUAAUGUAUCUCAUCUGCAGUGUACAGAUUCAGUGGGCAACUGCUUUUUUCUCGAUUACUCUUAGUUACCUUUUCAAACCAUGCUUUAGCGAAGGCAAUGCAGCAGCAUCUGUUCUUAUCUAGACAAAGAAUAUUACAUAUUGCGACGAUUGUUACCGUAUAUCUUUUUACAAUGAUUUUGUCAACCAUCGUUUUUCAUAUAUCGUUGUGCAAUAAACUAUACACGGGACUGGUC
Messenger RNA from Pomacea canaliculata, 7136 nucleotides. RefSeq names its product serine-rich adhesin for platelets-like. The record is from RefSeq and is a predicted model, not a curated record. The transcript is spliced from 10 exons. The coding region runs from base 314 to 3541 and encodes 1075 amino acids. Lineage: Eukaryota; Metazoa; Mollusca; Gastropoda; Architaenioglossa; Ampullariidae.